Pongo pygmaeus (Bornean orangutan) is the source of this 3401-nucleotide messenger RNA. RefSeq names its product diacylglycerol lipase beta (gene DAGLB). Gene Ontology annotation, cellular component: cytoplasm; plasma membrane. Lineage: Eukaryota; Metazoa; Chordata; Mammalia; Primates; Hominidae. Gene Ontology annotation, biological process: neurogenesis; diacylglycerol catabolic process; arachidonate metabolic process. The record is from RefSeq and is a predicted model, not a curated record. The transcript is spliced from 15 exons. Gene Ontology annotation, molecular function: triacylglycerol lipase activity. Bases 241 to 2685 code for a protein of 814 amino acids.
ACCAUACGCCGCCUUAAACAAACAGGGCCGGGCGCGGUGGUUCACGCCUGUAAUCCGAGCACUUUGGGAGGCCAAGGCAGGCGGAUCACUUGAGGUCAGGGGUUCGAGACCAGCCUGGCCAACAUGGUGAAACUUCGUCUCUACUAAAAAUACAAAAAUUAGCCGUGGUGGCACGCUCCUGUAAUCACAGCUACACGGGAGCCUGAGGCAGGUGAAUCGCUUGAGCCCUGGAGGCGGAGGAUGCAGUGUACCGAGAUCCCACCCACUGCACUCCAGCCUGAGAACACAGCGAGACUCCGUCUCAAGAAAAAAAAAAAAAAGGAAAAGGAAAUAUCACCAGAACGGAUAUCACUGCACUUUUCACGAAAAAGAAAAAGGAAAUACCAGAACAGAUUUCACCGACGGGCAGACCUGCAACCGACUCUGCCAGCGCCUUCCGGAUCAGCGUUUCUGCGCAGGCGCAGAGAGCUCCCGCGGAAGAGGCGGUGUGGGGCUCAGUGCGCGUGCGCCGAUCUCGGCCUCAGCGUGAGCAUGCGCAGGGCCCCGCCCUCGCGGCGUCUGCGCUUGAGCGCCGAUAAUUUGGUGGCGGCGUCCGGAGGGUGCUGGUCUGUGUUCGGUGAGCGGCGCGCUGGGUCUGUCCUGAGUGCGGGCUACGGCACCUUCGCCAUGCCGGGGAUGGUACUCUUCGGCCGGCGCUGGGCCAUCGCCAGCGACGACUUGGUCUUCCCAGGGUUCUUCGAGCUGGUCGUGCGAGUGCUGUGGUGGAUUGGCAUUCUGACGUUGUAUCUCAUGCACAGAGGGAAGCUGGACUGUGCUGGUGGAGCCUUGCUCAGCAGUUACUUGAUCGUCCUCAUGAUUCUCCUGGCAGUUGUCAUAUGUACUGUGUCAGCCAUCAUGUGUGUCAGCAUGAGAGGAACGAUUUGUAACCCUGGACCGCGGAAGUCUAUGUCUAAGCUGCUUUACAUCCGCCUGGCGCUCUUUUUUCCAGAGAUGGUCUGGGCCUCUCUGGGGGCCGCCUGGGUGGCAGAUGGUGUUCAGUGCGACAGGACAGUUGUAAACGGCAUCAUCGCAACCGUCGUGGUCAGUUGGAUCAUCAUUGCUGCCACGGUGGUUUCCAUUAUCAUUGUCUUUGACCCUCUUGGGGGGAAAAUGGCUCCAUAUUCCUCUGCCGGCCCCAGCCACCUGGAUAGUCGUGAUUCAAGCCAGUUACUUAAUGGCCUCAAGACAGCAGCUACAAGCGUGUGGGAAACCAGAAUCAAGCUCUUGUGCUGUUGCAUUGGGAAAGACGACCAUACACGGGUUGCUUUUUCGAGUACGGCAGAGCUUUUCUCAACCUACUUUUCAGACACAGAUCUGGUGCCCAGCGACAUUGCGGCGGGCCUCGCCCUGCUUCAUCAGCAACAGGACAAUAUCAGGAACAACCAAGAGCCUGCCCAGGUGGUCAGCCAUGCCCCAGGGAGCUCCCAGGAGGCUGAUCUGGAUGCAGAAUUAGAAAACUGCCAUCAUUACAUGCAGUUUGCAGCAGCAGCCUACGGGUGGCCUCUCUACAUCUACAGAAACCCCCUCACGGGGCUGUGCAGGAUUGGUGGUAACUGUUGCAGAAGCAGAACCACAGACUAUGACUUGGUCGGAGGCGAUCAGCUCAACUGUCACUUCGGCUCCAUCCUGCACACCACGGGGCUGCAGUACAGGGACUUCAUCCACGUCAGCUUCCAUGACAAGGUUUACGAGCUGCCGUUUUUAGUGGCUCUGGAUCACAGGAAAGAGUCUGUUGUGGUCGCUGUGAGGGGGACCAUGUCUCUGCAGGAUGUCCUUACGGACCUGUCAGCGGAGAGCGAGGUGCUGGAUGUGGAGUGUGAGGUGCAGGACCGCCUGGCACACAAGGGUAUUUCUCAAGCUGCCAGAUACGUUUACCGACGACUCAUCAACGACGGGAUUUUGAGCCAAGCCUUCAGCAUUGCUCCUGAGUACCGGCUGGUCAUCGUGGGCCACAGCCUCGGGGGCGGGGCGGCCGCCCUGCUGGCCACCAUGCUCAGAGCCGCCUACCCGCAGGUCAGGUGCUACGCCUUCUCCCCGCCCCGGGGGCUGUGGAGCAAAGCUCUGCAUGAAUACUCUCAGAGCUUCAUCGUGUCGCUCGUCCUGGGGAAGGAUGUGAUUCCCAGGCUCAGUGUGACCAACUUGGAAGAUCUGAAGAGAAGAAUCUUGCGAGUGGUCGCGCACUGCAAUAAACCCAAGUACAAGAUCUUGCUGCACGGUUUGUGGUACGAACUGUUCGGAGGAAACCCCAACAACUUUCCCACGGAGCUGGACGGGGGCGACCAGGAAGUCCUGACACAGCCUCUUCUGGGGGAGCAGAGCCUACUGACACGCUGGUCCCCGGCCUACAGCUUCUCCAGCGACUCCCCACUGGACUCUUCUCCCAAGUACCCCCCUCUCUACCCUCCCGGCAGGAUCAUCCACCUGCAGGAGGAGGGCGCCUCGGGGCGGUUUGGCUGCUGCUCUGCUGCUCACUAUAGCGCCAAGUGGUCACACGAAGCGGAAUUCAGCAAAAUACUCAUAGGCCCGAAGAUGCUCACAGACCACAUGCCAGACAUCCUGAUGCGGGCCUUGGACAGCUUGGUCUCCGACAGAGCGGCCUGCGUCUCCUGUCCAGCACAGGGGGUCUCCGGUGUGGACGUGGCCUGACCAGGUCCACUGGAAACUGUCCCAGGAAGGAUGGACUCACGCUUUUGUCCUUAAACUGACUUACCAUCCGAGGAGUUCCCAUGACGCCGAAACAGCGGAUGUCCAUCAACAGGAAUCGGAUGGGAACAGAAUUCCAUGGUAUCAAUGACUAUCACGUUUAUGGGGAGUCAUUGUGGCCAUAAUCAUAGCAGAAGCAGCGAGCACGCUCAGGUGAUAGGAGGACUCCUGAGACCCAGCGACCGUGGAGACAGCCUCGGGAAGCCCUGGCCCGCGGAUGGAUCCCUUGGCUGUCUGAGGACUGCUCCAGAAGUGCGGGAAUCCAGGGCCCACCCAGAAGACAGUGAACAGAUCCUUAGCCUCGCACCCCCAAGGCAGCCCUUUUCCUCCAACUCGGUUUACAGGCAUGGUUUGUUUUUCAAACUGGGCUUCCUGGAUGUGCAGAUGGCACUGUUGUGAGGGUGCGGGCUGGGGGUUUCUCCUGGGCGUCACCAAGGGCAGCCCUGGGCUCUGGCUGGGGAUGAAGACGAAACCCGAUCGGGGAAGUGAGUGGAGCCCCCGGCCCCGCCCCGCCGAGCCACAGCCCCCCAGCGCCUGUUCCCACCACCCAGUUGUUUGUGUCCGCAUCAAGAGUUGCUGAUUGAAUUCUUGCUACUCUUCUGCCUCUGGGAUUGGCCAGUAGAUUCAGGAGUUGAAACAAUAAAGCGCGCGUCACGAUA